AUGGCGACUAGCGAUGGCGGCGCACAACCCGUGGCGGAGAAAGAGGAAGCUACGGCGGAUGACGGUUCACUGUUGGAUCUGGAGGAGGAGACGGCUGGGAUGGACGCAGACGCCGAGCCUGGCGAUGCGGAGUGCGACGCGGUCGAAGGCCUCCUCGAGAUUUCACCAUAUCGGAUCGCGGUCUGCUGGGGCGCGGGCUUAUCGCACGGCGGCUUCGCGUACAUGUGGUCGGGCGCGCGCGCCAACUACGGCAUCGCGCUUCGCACCCCGUCUGCCGCCACCCCCGCAGCAGCCUCGGGGGCAGCGGACGCCUCUGCGAGCACGGCUCAGGGGGGGGCGACAGGGCAAGGGGAGGGGGCAGUGAUAGCACAUGUGGGGUUGGAAGCAGCGGCGGAAGGAGCGGGGCCUGCCGCGACGGGAACGGCGAGUGCGCACGACGGAGGCGGCGGCAGCGGCGGGCGGUAUUGUUUCGCGUGCGUGGUGGAGGAGGAGCAGGCGCUGGACGCGCGGGUGCUGCGGGGAGGGGCGGCGGGCGCCGCAGCACCGGGAGGGGCAGCAGCGGCGGGGGAUAGGGCGCAAGCGGGCACAGGCGGGGAGACGGUUGUGGGAAUCCCGGAGGACGAGAGAUAUUUGUGUCGGAUAGGCGUGUCCACGUUGGAUGCUGACGUGGGGUCGCUGGGGGAGACACGUGACAGCUUUGCAUAUGGCAGCAGUGGGAAGAAAAUCACGGGGGGCGCGGUCGCCCCGUACGCGCGCCCCUGGGCGCGCGGGGACGUGGUGCUGUGUGCCGUGGACCUCCCUGCGCGCGCCCUCGCCUUCGCGCUCAACGGCGCCUGGCUCGGCGAGGCCUUCCGCCUCCCGCCUCUGGGGGGCGCUGCGGAGCUGGCGGAGGGGGGAGGAGGGGGGGAAGGGGACGAGGGGGGCGGGGUUGCGGGAGGAGGGGAGGUGGGGAGUGUUGAGGCGCGGGAUGAGGGGGAAGGAGUGGGGGCUGCUGCGGGGGAAGGGGGGGCGAUGGGGAAGGGGCGGCAGGAGGGGGGUGGGGGGCAAGGGGGAGAGGUGAAGGGAGCGGAGGGCGGUGAAGUUGAAGAAAGGAACGGAACGGAUGGAACAAUGGAAAAGAGCGGGGAGGUAGGGGAGCAGGGCAAAGGGGAAGGUGAGAAGGGCAAGGAAGGCGGUGAGCAGGGCAUUGAGGGAACAGAGCAAGGCAAAGAGGUGGGGGAGGCGGGAGGAGAGAAGGGUAGUGAAGGAAAGGCGGAGGGCGAAGGUGGAGGCGAGGAGAAAAAAGGUGGAGGGGAGAUGGGUAAGGUGGCAGGGGAGGAGGGCAAGGAGGGGACGAGAGAGGGAGGGGAUGCGGGCGAAAAUGACAAGGGCAGGAGCACAGAGAUGGAGGUAGAUGGUGGCGAGCAGGGGCGAGGGGUGGGGGGCACGGGGAGUGCCGGUGAUGCCACAGGGGAAGGCACCGUGAGUGGUGGUGGCGUGGAGGACGGGAAUGCGUGGUUGAAAGCAGCGCUCUUCCCCCACGUGCUCGUGAAGAAUGUCAAAGGUAAUGCGGGAUGCCUUGCCCCGCGCCCACCCUCCACUUCCCUCCCUCCCUCCACUUCCCUCCCUCCCUCCACUUCCCUCCCUCCCUCCCACCCUCCACUCCCCUCCCUCCCUCCCACCCUCCACUCCCCUCCCUCCCUCCCACCCUCCACUUCCCUCCCUCCCUCCCACCCUCCACUUCCCUCCCUCCCUCCCACCCUCCACUUCCCUCCCUCCCUCCCACCCUCCACUUCCCUCCCUCCCUCCCACCCUCCACUUCCCUCCCUCCCUCCCUCCCUCCCUCCCUCCCUCCCUCCCUCCCUCCCUCCCUCCCUCCCUCCCUCCCUCCCUCCCUCCCUCCCUCCCUCCCUCCCUCCCUCUUUCCCUCCCUUGCACCCUCCCGCGCUCCCUCGCUCCUGGCCGUCAGUCAUGUCCUCCUCGCUCCCCUCGCUUGCCUCGCCCCCUCGCUUGCCUUGCCCCCUCGCAUGCCCGCUACUCAUCGCGCCUCAUCGCUGGCCGCCCCCAUCCCUCCCCUACGGCCCUGCCCUAACCUUAACCCGUCCCUCCUUCUCUGCAGUGCGUCUACAGUUCUCACUCGCGGACGGCCUCUCACCCCCCCCGGGUUACCUGCCCUGGUCCGACGCGCCCCUCCUCUCCGCCCCCUGCGCCGCCCCUUCCGAGGCUGGGGCUGCCCCCCCUACCACCGUCCCUGCAAGCACGCCCCUUGCUGCCAACGCACAGAGCAGUGGGGAGGCCGCAGCGAAGCAGGAGGCAGGGCAUGGGGACGGGGGAGAUCGGGCUGAGGCUGCAGAGGCCACCGAGGGGGUAGGGGCAGGGGCAGGGGCAGAGGCAGGGGCAGAGGCAGGGGGGGAGGGGAGUGGAGCUGGAGAAGCAACAGAGGCGGGAGGAGGGGGCGUGGUGGUGCGUGUGGCGGGGCCGGCGUUGGGCAAGAGGGAGGAGUGCGAGGUGGUGAUGAUGGUGGGGCUGCCGGGUAGUGGCAAGUCCACGUGUGCGGAGGAGAGGGCGAGGGCACAUCCGGAAAAGCGCUAUGUGGUGCUGGGCACUGACCGCGUGCUGGCGCUCAUGCAGGUGCGCAUGGGGGGGCACGUGGGGCAAGGGGGAGGGAGGGAGAAAGGGGGGAUGAAAGGGAUGAUGGUGGUGCUGCGUGGGGAGAUGGUGAAAGGGGGGGGCGGGCAAGGCAAGCAGGGCGAGCGGAGCGAGGAGGGGUAUGGGCAGCGGUGGGCGCAGCUGAUGCCGAUGGCAUCGCAGGUGUUUGGCACGCUGGUGGAGCGCGCUGCUGCCGUGCCGCGCAACUACAUCCUGGACCAGACCAACGUGUACGCCCACGCCCGCCGCCGCAAGCUGCGCCCCUUCCACCACUUUAAGAAGGUGGCGGUGGUGGUGGUGCUGACAUACACGGAGUGGAGGCGUCGCAGUGACCGCCGCACCAAGGAGACAGGCAAGGAGGUGCCUCUUCUCACAGUGCAGGAGAUGAAAGCCAACUUUGUGUUGCCGCUGACAGCAGCGGAGUCGCGGGGGCGGGACGUGUUUGACGAGGUGCUGUACGCCGCGCUUCCUCGCCCCCAGGCGCACCGCAUAGUGGACCGCGACCGCUUUGAGGCACAGCGCCUGCUGCAGGCCACCGCCAUCACCGCCACUGGCAACCGUCCCUUCACCUCUGCUCCCCUCCUCCCUCACCACCAACACCAGCGGCAGCAGCAGCAGCAGCAGUUCCACCGGCCUUUCCCCCAGGGCCCACCCAUGCGCCCCAUGCCCCCCAUGGCCAUGGGCAGGGGCAUGGGCAUGGGCUCUGCUGCGUUGGGGCCGCCCUUCCCCGCCCUACCCACCGCGCCCUCCUCAGCUCCCCCCCGGGCCGUGCCGGCCCUCCUCCCCACCGCAUCCCGCACCACACAUCUCCCCCACUCGUGCACCCCUGCCCUGGCCCUCCCUCUCCCUUCACACCUCAAAUGCGACCCUCCGUGCUCUUCUCUCCUCCCCUCCGUCCAUCGCCUCCCAUCGGCCCUUCCCCUCGCCUCGGCCCUCCUCCUGGGAGGUUCAACCCCUCCCCCAUGCACCAGCCCAUGCCAGCGCGCCCAUCACACCUCCUCCGCUCUGCCCAUCCGCCCUCCACCUCCUCUCCAUUCCCCCAACACCGCCUCAACGCGCGCACGCCCCCUCAUGUGCGUGCGCCCAGUCCCCACACGCCUGCCCACCAGUGGGCAGGCCAGUACGUGGGUGCAUCCGCGCAACCCCUGA
Closterium sp. Naga37s-1 is the source of this 3777-nucleotide messenger RNA. Lineage: Eukaryota; Viridiplantae; Streptophyta; Zygnematophyceae; Desmidiales; Closteriaceae. The record is from the annotation of a GenBank genome assembly.